AUGGAGAAAGAUCCCCGGAAGGAAGAGACUGCAAAACCCGAACAAGAAAAAGAAGAGACAGAUGCAGACAAAGAAUUGGGAGCUCCCGAAGCAGCACCGGCUGCGCAAGCUCAAGCAGAGAAUGAAGGAAAGCCAGCGGAGUCGCCUCGGGAACGAAACCAAGACCAAGCGAGCGAUGACGUCAAGGAGCAAGCGCCCUUAGAAGAAGUGAAACAAUCGCAAACAUCAGAUGUUAAAAAGGAGCAUGGAUCAGAUGAGGGAGGGAAAGUAGAGAGAGAAAGUGUUUCUAGACAGACUCCUGAUUCCAUGCAGGAGACGAAAAUGUCAAGCGCUGAAGGGCACACGGAGAAAGCCGAAAAAGCGGAUCGCGAGUCUCAAACGGCCCAUACAGGGUCAGCUGAAGAACCAAAAAAGAGAGUUGAUGUGGACAAGGGUUCAGAAUUAGCGCAGAAGCCAGCUUCAAAGGAACAAGCACUGGGAGACAAGGGUCCCUCAUCAACUGAGAAAACAAAAUCCCAAGAGAAGGGAAGUGUUGAGAAAUUGUCCGCGUCGCAGGAAAAGGCAUCAGUGGAAACCGCGAAACAAAUAGGCGCCUUAGCGGUCUCUUCUGAUAUUACUCAAAAAAUAGAAAAGAAGCCAACAAGCUUUGCUAAAACCUGCGCUUUGGAAUGUUGUUCACUAAUAAUGGUCACCGUAAUGAUAAUCACAUGUGCAGUCGGAUUCUACAUUCUGAUAGCUGCUACUCGGAAAGCUCCCAUUGAAGGCCUAGAGAUUAUAAUGGAGACGAGUACGACUUCAACGACUACACCUGCUCCAGCUUCGAGAAAGCCACUCAAUUCAACAGAACUCCGUGAUGUGAAUGCAACAGAUUUGAUCGGAUCGCUGAAAGGCAUCGGCGAUGAGAUAGCAAGAUUGCUCAAUCAAACCGAAAAUAGUACGUGA
Molecule: messenger RNA, 942 nt
Organism: Cooperia oncophora
Lineage: Eukaryota; Metazoa; Nematoda; Chromadorea; Rhabditida; Trichostrongylidae
Source: the annotation of a GenBank genome assembly